Molecule: messenger RNA, 6746 nt
Organism: Cinclus cinclus
Lineage: Eukaryota; Metazoa; Chordata; Aves; Passeriformes; Cinclidae
Gene: LBR
Product: lamin B receptor
Exons: 14
Coding region: 2380-4440 (686 amino acids)
Biological process (GO): sterol biosynthetic process
Cellular component (GO): nuclear inner membrane
Molecular function (GO): oxidoreductase activity, acting on the CH-CH group of donors, NAD or NADP as acceptor
Source: RefSeq, a predicted model, not a curated record
GUGCUGGGGUGCUGGCCGUACAAGGGUAUAUUGAAGAUCUCUUCCAACCUUGAUUCUGGGAUUCUCAUAAAAAUGAAAGCCUAGAGAAUUAUUUUCAUAGUUUUACAUUGUGGGAUUGAGAUGCUUUAUUAGAUCUUGGCAAAUUUCAGACUUGCAGCAGAUCAUUUUGGUGAUGGUGAUGCUGACUGGAUUUCACAUUUACCCCGUUUUAUAGUUGUCCCAUAAAUAUUUCUGAAAUAAUCUCUCAAAUGUAUACCAAUUAUCACAGAAUUGCAAUAAACAGUUCUUAGUGGGCCAAGAGGUUUCUAGUCCAAGUUCAGUAAACAAUCCCAAACUCAAACCCUUUCUCUGAAGGCAAGUUCAUUCUCUAAAUGAGACUUCAAUGGAAACCCUUCAUAUUUAGGCAUAUUAAUUGUAGGCUUCUGCUGCCAACAAAAUGAAGCAGGCUCAUUCCAAGCAAUACCUGCUGUAAUUUAGAUUGAAUUGCUGAAAAGUUUUUAACAUUAUAGCUGUAAACUUUGCAAUAGCAAAUAAAGCAGAAAUCUUAGCUGGGACCGAAAUAUUCAUUAUCUGAAGCCAGAAAUCAAGCUUCAGUUGCACUCUUUUAUGUAGUAAAUUGUCCCUCAGAUAAAGCUGAUUGCCUUAACACAGCUAAAAACCAUAUUUAUUCUGACUGUAUUUGUUAAAAUCUGUGCUUACAUGCGGCUCUGGUUUGACUGAGUAACUUUUAACCUCCUUUAGACAUCUUUUACUGCAUCAUGUAGUGAAAAAUACAAUGAAUGCUUUACAAACUAAACUGGACCUCUGUGGUACAAAAAUAGGGGAGAUACAAAAUGCAAUUUUAAAAAAAUUGCUUGCAAAAAUCAAAAAUAUCAAGGAUAAGUAGAAUGAAUGGUAAAAUAUACAUAUAUUUGCAAUUCACCCAGGAAGUCCCAUUUUCUGCAAUCGCUCAGAGGAAAAAAGCUUGCCAUACUCUUAAUCCAAAAAUUAUAGCUAGAAACUUAUGCCCCAAUACAAACAAACAAACCACCAAACCAACAGCAGCAAAAAACCCAACCCCUCAAAUGUAACAAUUAAGUCUCAGACAGGUUAAGCUCAUGACUACUAUGGGGCCUGUUCAUGUCAGUUCACUUUGGCUGUGAUUUUUUGGUCUUUUUUAAUUUUAUUUUAUGGUGAUGUUGUAAUUGUUUCAGGGUUCUUUUUUAUCUGAGGUUUUUGCUGUGUCUGCAUGGUACUGGCAGUUUUCUGUACGUGGUCUUUUCUUUAGAUAACUUCCCUUCAUUUAGGAAGCUUUAUUAGGACAGAGCAUCACUUGUUAGCCAAAUUUAGAAAAUUUGGGAGGUCCCUAAACACGUCUGUACUUCACUCCUACUUAAAGCACUUUUAAGAUCCCAACACUGGAAACAACUUGUUUGAACACUAAACCUCAACGUUAAGGUCAAUUUGUUAACUUUUUCACCACACGUUUUGUUUCUGCCGCUUCAAGUAUUGCUUAGACUUCCUGAUUUCAAAAUCUGGCCAGGAACUCAAAAUGGCCUUUCAGGAAAAGUCAUCCCAAAAGCACAGGGGUAACCACGCCACACGCUGCCGUUUUUUAGUCCCUUUUUUAUUUUCCUUUUUGGAGAGAGGGGAUGUGGUUUCACUGCACUUCUGUUACCGUAUUUUUACCACAUUUUGGCUUUGUCGAGUGCCUGAGGUGCAGGGCUGGAGGGAGCACAGCCUGUUCUGGCAGUGUAGGAGCACUUGUCGUCUCACUGCUUCGAAAGCCGUCUCUGCUUUUUUUUUUUUUUUUCCUUUCCCGUUUUUAUUUUUCUUUUGGAGACAGCCGGGUGUUUUCAGUGCAUUUUCACCGCAUUUUGAGCACAUUUUGGCUUUGUUUAGCGCUGGAGGUAGCACAGCCUGUGGUUCGGUCCGUGUAGGCGCGCUCGCUGCCCCGCCACCUCCGCUUUUUCGCACCUUUUAAUCUUUCUUUCCGAGCGAGUGGGGGAUAUUGUUUACUGCAUUUUUACCGCACUUUGUCAUUGUUGAGUGCUGGAGGCGCAGGGCUGGAAGAAACACGGGUUGUUCGGACAGCGUAGGACUACCCGUGGUCUCGCCGCCCGCGGCGCCGCGAGUGAUCCGUAAACAAAACCCUCGGUUUUGUUUACACGGGCGGCGGGGCCUGGGUUGCGCGGGUGGUCUGAGCCUGCCCCCAUCGCCACGACAGCGACCUUCCCGCCCCGCUCUCCCUUCAUUCCCCUCCCCUCUCGCCAUCACCCCACGGCCAGGGGCGGUGAGGGGGGGGGGCCGAGCUCGCCCCUUCCUCCCCUCACGGCGGGGCGGGGCCGGGCGCGCGCCUCGGGGCGGGGAGGGCGGGCCGCGCCACGGCCCGUGCAGCCAAUGGCGCGCGGCCACCCCGCGAUUCAAACGGCGCGUCCCGGCCAAUGGGCGCGCUUGGCGGGCGGGCGAGGGGGCGGGGCCGUGCGCGCGGCCGUAACCGUCGCUCGGCGGGGCGGUUGUUCCCCUCAGCGGAGAGCGGCGCGCGCUCGGGCCCCGCUCCCGCCGCUCCGCGGAACCGCCUCCGGCCCGGCGCGGGCGGGCUCCAGGGAUUCUCUUUGGAAAAUGCCAAGCCGGAAGUUUGCUGAUGGCGAGGUGGUGAUGGGCCGUUGGCCAGGAAGUGUCCUGUACUAUGAAGUACAAGUGACCAGUUAUGAUGAUGUUGCUCAUCUUUAUACUGUCAAGUACAAAGAUGGAACUGAACUUGCACUGAAAGAAAGUGAUAUAAGGUCACAGUCAUCAUUCAAGCACAGGAAGAGCCAGUCUUCUUCAAGUUCUCCCUCCAGAAGAAGUAACACCAGAUCCCGCUCUCGCUCUCGGUCUCCAGGUCGGCCAGCAAAGGGCAGGCGUCGUUCUGCUUCCCAAAGCAGGGAACACAAAGAUGACAAAAAGAAAACCAUUCAGGAGGCCAGCUUGGCUCUACCGGUAUUACUGAAGCCGAGUGAGAAUAACACCAAAAGGUACAAUGGUGAACCUGAAAGUACAGAAAAAAAUGACACAUCCUGCAUCAUCUUGGAGCAAAAGUUAAAACCGGACCUGGAAAUCAAGCGUGUGCUUGAGCAGUACAGCUUGCGUUCAAGGAAAGAUGACAAGAAAAAAGAAGAGAUCUAUUCAGAGAAAAAGACUUUUGUGGCUGUAAAACCAGUUGAGAAAGUACCAACAAAAACAAAGGAGCUAGAGUUUGGGGGAAGAAUUGGAACUUUCAUGCUGAUACUUUUCCUGCCUGCUACUGUACUGUACUUGCUGUUGAUGUGCAAACAAGAUGAUCCAAGUCUACUGAACUUCCCUCCUCUGCCAGCACUUGAGAGUCUUUGGGAGUGGAGGGUGUUCGGUAUCUUUCUUCUGUGGUUUUUCAUUCAAGCUGUGUUUUACUUGCUACCAAUUGGAAAGGUUGUAGAAGGCCUGCCCCUUUCCAAUGGAAGGAAACUAGAGUACCGGAUAAACGGGUUUUAUGCUUUUAUUUUGACUGCUGCAGCUAUUGGAGUUUUAUUAUACUUUCAGUUUGAGCUUCAUUAUUUGUACGAUCACUUCAUGCAGUUUGCAGUGUCAGCUGCAGCUUUUUCUUUGGCAUUGAGCAUUUAUCUGUACGUUCGAUCGCUGAAAGCACCUGAGGAAGAACUAGCACCAGGUGGAAAUUCUGGAUACUUUAUUUAUGAUUUUUUUACUGGACAUGAAUUAAACCCUCGUAUUGGCAGUUUUGACCUUAAAUACUUCUGUGAGUUGCGUCCAGGAUUAAUUGGCUGGGUUGUUAUAAACUUGGCAAUGCUCUUGGCUGAGAUGAAGAUCCACAAUCUCAGUGUGCCAUCCCUGUCCAUGGUUCUUGUGAACAGCUUCCAGUUUCUCUAUGUGGUGGAUGCUCUUUGGAAUGAGGAAGCUGUUUUGACUACAAUGGACAUUACCCAUGAUGGGUUUGGAUUCAUGCUGGCAUUUGGAGAUUUGGUGUGGGUUCCCUUUGUCUACAGCCUGCAGGCCUUCUACUUAGUGGGUCAUCCCACCACAAUUACUUGGCCUGUUGCUGCUGCAAUUACUGUCCUGAACUGUAUUGGGUAUUACAUAUUCCGUAGUGCAAACUCUCAGAAAAACAAUUUCCGUCGGAAUCCGGCAGAUCCCAAGUUGGCCAAUCUGAAAUUUAUACCCACUGCAACUGGAAAAGGGCUUCUGGUCACGGGCUGGUGGGGUUUUGUUCGUCACCCUAAUUACCUCGGUGACAUCAUAAUGGCUCUGGCAUGGUCCCUACCCUGUGGUUUUAAUCACAUUUUACCCUAUUUCUACGUGAUCUAUUUCAUCUGCUUGCUUGUUCACCGAGAGGCUCGUGAUGAACACCACUGUAAGCAAAAGUAUGGCUUGGCCUGGGAGAGGUAUUGCCAGCGCGUCCCGUACCGCAUAUUCCCUUACAUCUACUAGAGCACUCCUGGGGUUGAUGGGCAAAUUAUUGCUACACUUAGUUUCCCUGCAGAGAAGAAGAUACCUCUUACCUUUGCACUUGGUCAUUUGUUAUUUAGGCUUUUAAAGAAAACAGAACAAACAAAACCCGAUCAAACGCUGGAGUGCAUCAAAGGUGUUACUUAAAAGUAAACUUCAAGAUGUGAGUUAUGUGAACUGACUGUCUGUGACUUCAAUUUUUAAAGAAUUGUGAAUUUUCAUAACUCUUUGAGCCCUAAUUUUUCAAGCUAAAUUUUAUCUAGAAUUCUGAGUUUACAUUUUUUUAUUGCAUUUAAUUAAGCACUGUGAUGUAAAGUAUAUUAUUUUCUUAAUACAAUAAAUGCUGAAAUUCCAUCCAGUUAAUUUUUUGGUGUUACUUGUACCAUCUAACUUCAGAUGUCCAAUUUAGUUGCCUGAAUUGGAGGAGCAGCAGGGUCUUUUUGGUCAGUGGAGCUGGAAGGAGAGGAUUUGAUCCACGUGAGGGGCCUGCAAGCUCCAGGGCCAGACCUGGCACAGCUCAGCUGGAUGGUUGUUCCCCUCCUGGCUUUUCAUUGAAUGGCAUUUUUUGGUCAGAGAGGCUCAGCUGGCCCCUCCUGCCCUGCACCUGCAGGAGGACAAAGAGAUGAAAUUGGGAGAAGGGGCACAGCUGUUUCCUUCUCCCACCCCACAUUGUUGAGGCAGUUCCAGCACAGCCCAGGGCAUCUCUGAGCUGCUGCCUGGCAGCAGCCCUGGCUCUAGGGAUGGAAGCCACACUGGUGGCUCACACUCCUGGAGGGAGAUGAAGCACUUCAAACAACUGCUGUGGCUGUGGAAGGGAAUUGUUUACCCUCAGCUUGCCUCUGUCAUUGAACACGGGGUAAAAAGUGUGCAGUGUCUGCCUGUGAGGCACAAAAGGAGAAAAUGACCACAGUUGGCUUCUUCUGAUCUUUGUAAAUUAAGUCUUAAUGUACCAUAGUGUUUACCAAGUGUGUAUAAUAAAGCCUCCACAUUUUUGCUGUACAGUGUUUGGGUUUGAAAAACGCAACAGCUUUUUUUUUAGAAACAGGAGAAAUCAGUUACUAAACCAAUUUCCAGUAAUUUUUAAAAAGUUAAUUGAAUAAAGAUUUUUGUAAAUUAAUGUAGUUAAUUCAUUAAACAAUUGAAGUAUUCAUUUAAAUAUUUGUAUUGACAGAUAUGCUAUGAAAAUAUAGGAAAUGCUCCUCAAUCCAAAGUUGUUUUUUUGGUUUCUUUUUGUUUUUAAUUUGGCAUUGCUACCUCAUAUGUAGGUGUUGCCUUUUGUACUGUUGCAGAUAGAGAAAUAGCUAUUUUUUUGCUAUUGCUAUUUAAAACAACAUUUUUUUACAUGAGCCUGUGGUUAAACUCAACCACUUUCUAAUAUAUUUUUGUAUAUAUUUGACUUUUAACUAAUGUCUGUGUUCUGGUCACUAGCUGUGUUCUUCGUCUAACUGGCUGUAAAUGAGAUGCCCUUGUGGUAUUUACUUCAUAAGUAGAAUAAUUUUACUGAAAUACUCUUGCUUAAUUAAUUAGCUUUUAUUCUGGUGUCACAAGUAAGAGCCUUUCACACACUUUGUACAUGAGGUUUAUAGCACAAGUUGCCCUGAAAAGCUUAUUAGAAUAUUAAAUAUAGUGCAGAUACUUCUGCACUUGCUUGCAGGAGUGUUCCUAAUAAAUUGGAAUGUUAUUUAUCAAUUUUUUCAGUUAUUUUAAAAUGCUGAUGUAAUUGAAAUCUAGCAUGUGAUUUUUUUAAAAUAAAAUAACCUAUUUUGUACACGGGCAUUUUUUAAAGAUAAUUGUACAAUUGAAGUGUAUAUAAUGUGGCUUGAUUGUUGGUGUUGUAAGGAAAUUGUUUUAAGACAAGUACUUUGAUUGCUGGCAGAAAAUAGCAGUGCCUCUAACAAGACUCGAGAGAAUUCACUCCUGUGAAGCAGCAGAUUAAACUGGGAUAUUGCUGUUUUCAAUCCUUGUUAUGUGAAUUUCUGGGAAAUGGAGAAAUCAUUAAAUGGCCCUGGUGUGCAGCUGGUGUUUUAAAGUCUGCUGAAGGAAAGGGCACUUUAAUUCCUCAGCCUGUAAAGCAGGAGCUGCUCCUGCUGCUCUUCCCAGUUUUAUCUGUUGCCACCCGAGAUUGUUCAAAUGUCAUUCAGAGCCCUUGUCUUUCAGAAUCUGAUCCUGACCAAUGACAACUUCAGUUCAUUUACAUUCUGAAUUUUAUGCGAAUUUGAUUUUGAAGUUAACUGUUUUUAAUACAAAGCAAACCCAUGAGCUAAAAUAAAGGUUUUGUUUAAGACUGA